Molecule: messenger RNA, 3113 nt
Organism: Salvelinus namaycush (lake trout)
Lineage: Eukaryota; Metazoa; Chordata; Actinopteri; Salmoniformes; Salmonidae
Exons: 8
Coding region: 148-2679 (843 amino acids)
Molecular function (GO): interleukin-17 receptor activity
Source: RefSeq, a predicted model, not a curated record
CUGUGGAGACCUAACACUACGUUGGAGCGGUCUACUGGACCACAAGGCAGAACCACACUCACUGUUGGGUUCAGUACAGACCAGCACUCACACAACUACAGAGUCUCACUACUGUGCUCCAACAACAGACAAUGGCAGGACACAGACAUGACCAACCAAACGUUGCUGAAUGUAGAGUUUGACCUGGAGAAUUGGCCCCGGACCUGCUGCCAUUUUGAUGUGGAGAUCCAGCCGUUUUUUAGCCGUUGCAACAACGACUGUGUACGAAGAAGGAAAACGUUUAACAUAUGUGGGACCCCUCCAACUGUGUUACCUGGAGAUUCUGCAUCUCCUAAAAUCUACACAGCCGUAGCUGCCGUGGUGUUGCUGCUGGUCGCUGGACUGGUCUGUUGUCUUGUCUAUCAACUACGGAGACGGAGAAAGAAAGUCCCACCAGGCCCCUAUCCCCCAGCUGUAGAGCCAGAGGCCCAGACUCCUCAUCUCCCCAGGGUUCCUCCCAGGGUGUUGGUGAUCUACUCUCAGGACCAUCCUCUCUACAGGAAUAUAGUCCUGAAGCUCUGUGCCUUCCUCCAGGCCAAGUGUGGAACUGAGGUGGUGUUGGACCUUCUAGACACAGCCUGGCUGGGCACUGUGGGGAGACUACCCUGGCUGGAGUGGCAGAGACAACAGAUCAACAAAUCAUCAGACAAGAUCCUGGUCCUCUGUUCUCGUGGCGUCCAGGCCAAGUGGAGGGCGAUGUGUGGCCAGAGUCGUGUGACGUUAAGAGAGGACCUCCGGUCGCCCAUCGACGACAUGCUGACCCCGGCCCUCAACCUCUUCCUGCCCGACAUGCAGCAGGCCGCCGCGCUGGGGAAAUACAUGGUGGCCUACUUUGACGAUGUCGGCAGCGAGCGUGACGUGCCGUCUGUCUUCGACAUCGCUGUGAAGUACAAGCUGAUGAAACACUUUGAGGAGCUCUGCUUUAGGAUCCUGGACCAGGAGAAGUACGCACCAGGACAGGUCAGCCACAUCGAGGGGAUCGGAGUGGAAGAGUACUUCACAUGUCCAUCGGGGAUGGAUCUGCGUGACGCCAUCGAAGCCUUCCAGGUGUUCCAGCUAGAAAACCCAGACUGGUUUGAACAGGAGUGUGUUGACAUCAACGCAGAGGAGGAAGUGGUCGCAGUAACAGAGUAUGAUGCUCUACUGGAACAGCCAGUCGCUCCUGUUCUAGAGUUUGUUCCAGAAUACAGGAAGGGGCCUCCUGUUCUAGAGUUUGUUCCAGAAUACAGGAUGGGGCCUCCUGUUCUAGAGUUUGUUCCAGAAUACAGGAAGGGGCCUCCUGUUCUAGAGUUUGUUCCAGAAUACAGCAAGGGACCUCCUGUUCUACAGUGUGUUCCAGAAUACAGCAAGGGGCCUCCUGUUCUAGAGUUUGUUCCAGAAUACAGCAAGGGGCCUCCUGUUCUAGAGUUUGUUCCAGAAUACAGGAAGGGGCCUCCUGUUCUAGAGUUUGUUCCAGAAUACAGGAAGGGACCUCCUGUUCUACAGUGUGUUCCAGAAUACAGCAAGGGGCCUCCUGUUCUAGAGUUUGUUCCAGAAUACAGGAAGGGGCCUCCUGUUCUAGAGUUUGUUCCAGAAUACAGCAAGGGACCUCCUGUUCUACAGUGUGUUCCAGAAUACAGCAAGGGGCCUCCUGUUCUAGAGUUUGUUCCAGAAUACAGGAAGGGGCCUCCUGUUCUAGAGUUUGUUCCAGAAUACAGCAAGGGACCUCCUGUUCUACAGUGUGUUCCAGAAUACAGGAAGGGGCCUCCUGUUCUACAGUGUGUUCCAGAAUACAGCAAGGGGCCUCCUGUUCUACAGUGUGUUCCAGAAUACAGGAAGGGGCCUCCAAUCCCCAGCUAUGAUGUAGAGAUCAAUGGAAACAGCCAGGGAGUCCAGGUCUUGACUCCUGAAGUGAAACUGGAAGGUAAUGGGACGUCUGUGCUGGAUCUUCUUCCAUGGGUCAGCUCUGACAGCCACCAGGUGUACCCGUCAUACCCGGUCGUUGAGGCCCCACCUGGGGUACUUAUCUCUGAUCUGCACCCGCAUGCCCUGGAGAGUCAACCCUGGGGGUUGUCAGAUCUUCUCCUGAGUGAGCCACCCUCGGCCAGAGAGAACUGUCUCCACCUACAGGAGAGGUGGGGAACAGCAGACCGCUGCCCUCUAGAGAACGAGGAAGAGGAGGAGGCAUACAGUCCUUCUCGUCAACCCUCUGCUGACACCCUGGAACAACUCAUGUCUCUCCAGCUGUCACUCUGUGGUCUCAGUGCUAUCCCAGAAAUCACCUCUGUGUCCACAGAGCACGGCUACCUAUCACAACAGCAUGGAGAGAUGGACCUAUCACUUCCUGUCAAGAUGGGCCAAUCACAACUGUCUUUCAGCUCCAUCCAGGUUACCCCACCUGUACCGAUGGACAGUCAGAUUCAGUACCUCCCUCCCCUGCCAGAGAUAACCCACUCCCAGCCGGUAGAGAUGGAGGAGGGUGGGGAGGUGAUGAAUCCUGCUGCCCAGGAGAAGAGACCCGUCAGUGGGUCAGACCUGGGCUAUAUCUCCAGGAGCUCCUUCCAGCAGGACUCUUCUGUACACUACCCUGUAGGAGAGGCCAGCGACAAUCCACUGGUGGCACUGGCCAGGUUACAACAGGCUCUCUACCUAAACAAUUAAAUACUCUGGCUUCUGCAAUAAAAUGCAGAGAGAACGUUCUAGAAAACGGGUGUUCAUCAUAUACUCUGGAUCAUAAACACUUUAGUUGUUCAACAUUGUCUUUCAUAUUAUUAUAACACUAUUGUCUAUAAACGUUUUUCUGAUUUCCUGUUUGAAAUGAUGCACAAACCUGGAGUCAAUGAAUCAGCCAAUGGGUUUGUACAGCAUCAUCCAUAUAUUUAGUUCUGACAUCACUUCCUUAUAUCAGGUUGUACAGGACAAUAAAAGUGAUCAUGUCCAUAUUUCAGAUAUACACAACAUUCUACACGUAGAAUUUGCUUUCUGUAAACAAUAACCAGUUUCUGUUUUCCUGUACACUAUUUGGGAAUCAAGAUUUUUGUCCCAUAUGGCACCCUACUCCCUACAUAGUGCACUACUUUCGACCAGAGCCCAUA